GCGAAACUGUCAAAUGUCACGUUGAAUUUGCAGAAAGAUGGGUAACCCUUGAAUAACCUAUAUAACAAAAUGCUUACCAAAUAUUAGACAUGAGACAAUGAAGUUACCUUUUAAUGGCAUAUUAACGCCCAUACUCAAGCCCAACUUGAAAUGUUUCAAUGAAUUUUGUCAAUAUCCCACUUUUUGUAUAAGCUUACCUUAUACAUACUUUUACGGAACAGUUGGUGUUUUUAUCAAUGCCUGCCAUUUGAGAAGGCAUUUCGGAAAAAAUCAAGAAGUUGGACAAGAUUCGAAUGUUCAAACGAACACUCUUGUAGUUCAUGAUCUCAAAAUUAUUGCUGCAUCAAUGGGAAUAGUGCAACAUACUUGUCUUUUGGUCGGAUGCUUUACAGAGAACCCGGCCUUGUUUCUGCCGCAUAUGUUUGCUCAUCUUUUAAUGGUUGUAGCCAAAACGUUAAAUGCUUUGAUUAUUAUAACCAGAAUGAAUUUAAAAUCAGUAAUACAAUUAAGAACAUUAUCAACAGCCAUUGCUUUUAUGAUGUUCAACUGGUGCCAAGAAUUUUGUGUUUUUAUACAAUACCUAUGUUUUUGUGAUCUCUAAUGUAUUAAUGUCUACUUUUGCCUGUAUGACUUCAUUUAAAAGGGGACUUGGUAUAUUCAAGCCUUUAAAUCAGGCGUCGACAAAAGUCCUAUUGUCAUAAGUCGAAACUAAGAACAUCAAAGGUAAAGAAUGUACGCUUGCUCCUAAAAGACUUUCCUGAUAAUUGCUUCUAGAAAUGUAAUUGAGUUUAUUUAGUAAAUUUUGAUAUCAAGUACUAUUUAAGUCUUUCAUAUUCUGUAUUGACAAAUAAAUAUGUUAAACAGAUAAUUUUUAUUUCUUCAUUAGCCAAUUUAAAAUAACUAGUAUAAAAGAAUCA
Molecule: messenger RNA, 917 nt
Organism: Papilio polytes (common Mormon)
Lineage: Eukaryota; Metazoa; Arthropoda; Insecta; Lepidoptera; Papilionidae
Exons: 3
Coding region: 98-601 (167 amino acids)
Source: RefSeq, a predicted model, not a curated record